CGGGAGGCGGGCGGGGCGGCUGGGGCCGAGCCCAGAGCUCCGGGCGGUCGCAUUGUUUUCCUCCGCGGAUCCGCGGCGGGAGUGGGGGCUGCGACUCGGACCUAGGGCUCUCGUGACCGACAGUCCCCCGGAGCCCACCUCCAAGCUUCACCCAGUUGGGACGACAGUCAUCUCUCGCCUGGGCGCCCACCACAGACAGAACUCUGCGCGGUGCGGGCUGCUGGCCGCCCGCCGCGAUCUCGAUCCUGCUACCCCGGAUCUCGGAGCAAGUACCGGGCAGAGCGGCGUGGAGGCAGGCGGGGAGGAAGCGGCUCCGCAGGUUGGAGGUUUCCUCUCCCCUUUGGAGGUCUCCUAACCCCUUCAAUCCCCCUAGGAGUUACCAUCCCAGGGCCAGCAUAUGGGUGAAGGGGCACCCCCUGGGGCCUGAGCUGCCCCACACAGGAUGCUCCGUGUCCCCUACUUCAUGCCCCUGCUGCUGCUCCUGCUGCUGCUCUCACUUCCCUAUCCCGGAGCCACCUUUCCCCAGGACCCCGUCCCUCUGUUGAUCUCUGACCUACAAGGUAUUUCCCCAUUAUCCUGGUUCCGGGGCCUGGAGGAUGAUGCUGUGGCUGCAGAACUUGGGCUAGACUUUCAGAAAUUCCUGACCUUGAACCGGACCUUGCUAGUGGCUGCCCGGGAACACGUUUUCUCCUUCGAUCUUCAAGCCCAAGAAGAAGGGGAGGGGCUGGUGCCCAACAAGUAUCUAACAUGGAAGAGCCAAGAUAUGGAGAACUGUGCUGUCCGGGGAAAGCUGACGGACGAGUGCUACAACUACAUUCGUGUUCUCGUUCCCUGGGACUCCCAGACGCUGCUUGCCUGUGGAACGAACUCAUUCAGCCCUGUGUGCCGCAGCUAUGGGAUAACUUCACUGCAGCAGGAGGGUGAGGAGCUGAGCGGGCAGGCUCGGUGCCCCUUUGAUGCUACCCAGUCCAACGUGGCCGUCUUUGCAGAGGGCAGCCUGUACUCAGCCACGGCUGCGGAUUUCCAAGCCAGCGAUGCCGUUGUUUACAGAAGCCUUGGGCCUCAGCCCCCGCUCCGCUCCGCCAAGUACGACUCCAAGUGGCUGAGAGAGCCACACUUUGUCCAUGCCUUGGAACAUGGAGACCAUGUCUACUUCUUCUUCCGAGAAGUCUCUGUGGAGGAUGCCCGGCUGGGUAGGGUGCAGUUCUCCCGGGUGGCCCGUGUUUGUAAACGUGACAUGGGUGGCUCACCUCGGGCCUUGGACCGCCACUGGACAUCCUUCCUGAAGCUGCGGCUCAACUGCUCUGUCCCCGGGGACUCUACGUUCUAUUUUGACGUCUUGCAGGCCUUGACUGGGCCUGUGACCCUGCAUGGCCAUUCUGCUCUCUUUGGAGUCUUUACCACCCAGACCAAUAGCAUCCCUGGCUCUGCAGUCUGUGCCUUUUACCUGGAAGACAUUGAACAUGGGUUUGAGGGCAAGUUCAAGGAACAGAGGAGUCUGGAUGGUGCUUGGACCCCCGUGUCUGAGGACCGGGUCCCCUCACCCAGGCCAGGGUCCUGUGCAGGUGUGGGUGGGGCAGCCCUCUUCUCCUCUUCUCGAGACCUUCCUGAUGAUGUCCUGACCUUCAUCAAGGCUCACCCACUGCUAGACCCUGCUGUGCCACCUGCCACCCACCAGCCUCUCCUCACUUUCACUAGCAGGGCUCUACUAACCCAGGUGGCUGUGGAUGGCACGGCUGGUCCCCACAGAAACACUACUGUCCUGUUCCUUGGCUCCAAUGAUGGCACGGUGCUGAAGGUGCUGCCUCCAGGCGGGCAACCUGGGCGACCCGAACCUAUCCUAUUGGAAGAGAUUGAUGCCUACAGCCCCUCCCGGUGCAGUGGGAAGCGAUCAGCCCAAACAGCAAGACGGAUCAUAGGGCUGGAGCUGGACAUUGAGGGUCACAGACUCUUUGUGGCUUUUUCUGGCUGUAUUGUCUACCUCCCUCUCAGCCACUGUGCCCGGCAUGGGGCCUGUCAGAGGAGCUGUUUGGCUUCUCAGGACCCAUACUGUGGAUGGCACAGUUCUAGAGGUUGUGUGGACAUCACGGGAACUGGUGGGACUGAUGUGGAUCAGGUUGGCAACCAGGAAUUCACAGAGCAUGGCGAAUGCCAAGAUGGAGCUACUGGAAGUCAGUCAGGCCCUGGGGAUUCUGCUUAUGGUGUGCGCCGGGACCUCCUCCCGGCCUCGGCUUCCCGCUCUGUCCCGAUACCACUGCUCUUGGCCAGUGUAGCCGCAGCCUUCGCCCUGGGCGCCUCAGUCUCUGGCCUCCUGGUUUCCUGUGCUUGUCGCCGAGCCCACCGACGUCGGAGCAAAGACAUCGAGACCCCGGGGCUCCCACGACCUCUCUCCCUACGCAGUCUGGCCCGCCUGCACGGCGGCCCCGAGCCCCCGCCACCCUCCAAGGAUGGGCAGGCCGCGCAGACGCCGCAGCUCUAUACCACCUUCCUGCCUCCCUCGGAGGGCGGACCCCCGCCCGAGCUGGCC
Molecule: messenger RNA, 2527 nt
Organism: Ictidomys tridecemlineatus (thirteen-lined ground squirrel)
Lineage: Eukaryota; Metazoa; Chordata; Mammalia; Rodentia; Sciuridae
Gene: Sema6c
Product: semaphorin 6C
Biological process (GO): neural crest cell migration; semaphorin-plexin signaling pathway; axon guidance
Cellular component (GO): plasma membrane
Molecular function (GO): semaphorin receptor binding; chemorepellent activity
Source: RefSeq, a predicted model, not a curated record